UCAACAGAUCUCAGUAGCAGGCGUAUAGGAUACAGAUCAAUACGCCUGCCUGAACGGUUGUUCGUUUUUUCUUCUGGAAUCAAUAGCACGAAAUGGAGAUUUGUUAAUACUAGUUUUAGGAUGGAAGAAGAUCACGAAUCAUUGGUUAAGUCCGAUUUUACGGGAGUGUGUGAAGAGAACUCUUGUAUUAGCCAUUAUGAUUCGGACGAUGCGUCUUUCGUUGACUGUAUCCACUUCGAUCCUCCUGAAGACUCGUUAACGCCGACUGAGAGUGUUGAAGUGGACAUUUUUUACACGGCUCCGCCAUUAAAGGAUCUUUAUCGAUAUCACAUCUUUUUCUCCCAUUCUCUAGGGGACUCAAAGUGGAUUUCCGGUCUCGUUCAUCGCCUAGAGUCUGAACCGUACAGUUACAAAUGCCAUUACAAUGACAGUGUAACCCAGACCAAGCAAAACGUCCACCAGACCCUGAUGAGUGCAGUGAUUUUAAGUGAGAGGGUCGUAAUUGUACUUUCACCCAGCUAUGUCAAAUCAAACUGGAACGAGUUUCAAGAAUUACUUCAGAACCUGACCACGUGUAGCCUUUAUCAACAGCGCAUGCUCGUGGUGCUCUUGAAAGACUGCAAUAUACCAGACCACCUCCAGCCUUUGGGGUUUCUCGAUGCAAGAGAAUGCGAUUUCUUCGAUUGUCUGGUCCGCCAUCUGAGGAGCGAGAGAUUACCAAGAAGCAGCGAAUCCUUCUCCAGCGAGAUGUCCAGUUUACUGUAUCGACCGGCAUCUGUGGGCAACGGGCAGGUAUUGAGUACGGCCCACAUCUCGUUCUGUGGGGCCUGGAACGCCCAUCUACGGUACACCGAGGACGACGACGUGCCUACCUCACUCUGUUGCCAUGGCAUCGGGAUGAAUUAUGCUCGCUACAUGGAGAUCUUGAAGAGUAUGACGUCAGUGGGCGGAAGUGACGACUAUCGUCUGCUCUUCUCCCUCCGUCCCGUGUUCCUCCUAGCGGCCUCUCUGUUCGUCUGGCUGCUCGUCUUCGUGUUUGUACUUCUCUAUAUGAUGGAGGACUCCAAUAAGAGCAUAUUGUGCUUUCGUCUGGCUGUGUUCGCCAUGCCGAUGCUGUUUGUCUUCGUGGGCUACUUUCUAAGAUGGCGGCGACAGAGAGUUCGGCAAAGGAUUGCCAGGAAAAUGGUGUUGAAAUGCGUCCCAAUAAACGAGGAACUCUUCCAGCUGGAGAUGCCUCUUCUGCUCACCGCCACAUUGACGCAGACCGGAGUCUUCAUUAUUCAUUUCGUAUAUUAUUCAUUAUCUGACUGCAUGGGGAUCUCGGAACUAUUGCUUCAAGCUUGUACAGAUGACGAAGAAAAGAAAAUUUCCAAGUUCAUUAGCAUAUACACGUCACGUGAAAACUUUCUAUCGCAUGGAACUUUAACGGAGCGUCUCUGUGUGAUGCUAUCGUCAAUCUAUCUACACCGGUUUAUCAUGCACGAACUUCCCAUAUCGCCACAGCAACGACAUACCGACUUCCGGUUGUGUCUCUGUCAAUACAUCGAACACGUUCUAGACGAUUACUUCAAAUGCACCAAGUCUGGAAUGGAGAUAGCGUAUAUUGUUAAAACAUUUCAGGAAAAGUUCAGCUUCCGCGUCCCGGUUGUGAAUUCCAAACAAGACACGUGUGUUGAUACCGAAAAUACUCAAGGAGUCGUCAACUCAAUAUCAGUUUAGAUGGAUAUUAUACUAAAAUAUGUCAUUCCCAUUAUGCAUCGUUUAUUCUUGUCAAUUAACGGUUAUAUUUUUUAGUCUUGUGUAAGGUCCUCCAUACACCUGGGAAAAGUUCUCCAUACAAACCCAUUCUUCUUAAUUACCCCAAGAUAGGAUAUUUAGCAUGUAUUCGACUUGAAAAUGACCCCAAAAAAAUUCAAUUAAGGGGGGGGGGGGGGGGGGGGUCAACGUAUCAAAUUUUACCGAUGUUCAUGAAAAUAAAAAGGCGCUGAAGUAUUCGAACUGAGGACGUGUGGGUUGGUAGACCGAAGCAACACCUAUUGCCCCACAGAAAAGGACAACAAACUUUGGCGAUACAAAUUGUUUCACAAUGCGCUAAAAUCGCCAUGUUGUGACCUAUUGUCAUACAAAGUAGAAGUCACGGGGUAUCGAGGAUCCUGAAUAAAAUGAAACACAUCCAAAAUCAAGCUCAACGUAAUGUUAUGAUCAUACGAUUUGUGGAAUCGUUCUGGAUAUAUAUUGCGAUAUUUCGACAUAUGUGCUUCGUAUCAAUUUCUUCCACAUUAAGAAGUUUUUCACAAUAAAAUUGCUGACCUCACUUUUUUUUCCAUUUACAAAAUCUUGCGCGAUCCACUCAAUCAUUGCUACAUGUACAGGCUUAAAGAAAACACGGGGUUGUAAGUAUCAAGUCAAGCAUCAACCCAAUCUUUAUUCAUUUUUUAUCUAUUAAAGUU
Messenger RNA from Magallana angulata, 2450 nucleotides. RefSeq lists its product as uncharacterized. The coding region runs from base 121 to 1719 and encodes 532 amino acids. NCBI's taxonomy places the organism in Eukaryota, Metazoa, Mollusca, Bivalvia, Ostreida, Ostreidae. The transcript has 10 exons. Gene Ontology annotation, biological process: signal transduction. The record is from RefSeq and is a predicted model, not a curated record.